AUGGGAGAAUUUUUGGCCAUUUCUCAGUCCUCCAUCGUGUUGCCUCACUUCCGCUUCCAAGCUUGGAGUCAAAGGCAGCAUUUUGUUGCUCAUAGUCAGCCUUUGAGGUCACUUCUUUCAUCUCUGCAUCCCUUGACUACCCCUUGCACAGUGUCUCUGAACUUCUCCACUCGAUCGAAGCAUUUAGUCAGAGCCAGUGUUGUCUCUGACUCUACAAUGCCGACUACCUUUACUGCUGAUUCAGCUGGGCCAGGAAUCGAUAUUCUGCCAGAGACAGGUGGCGGUGGAGGUGAUUCCGGGAGUGCAAAUGGCGGCAACAGUGGCGGCGGGGGAGAUAAUGGUGGAAAUAAUAAUAACGAUGGUGGCAAUGAGGACGGGUCAGAUGAAGGCAAAGAUCAUAACAGUAAAAAGAAAAUGGCCCUUUCUAUGUCCCAAAAAUUGACAUUGGGCUAUGCUUUCUUGGUUGGAGCUGGUGGCUUUAUGGGUUAUCUGAAGAGUGGCAGCACGAAAUCCCUGAUUGCAGGUGGAGUUUCUGCAGCCCUUCUGUACUCUGUUUAUGUUAUGCUUCCAACACAACCUGUUAUGGCAUCAGCAAUGGGUUUCGUCCUGUCGGCUGGACUUCUUGGAGUAAUGGGAUCUCGUUUUCUGAAAUCGAAGAAGAUUUUCCCAGCUGGUGUCGUCUCGUUUGUGUCUCUUGUUAUGACUGGUGGGUAUUUGCAUGGAAUAUUGCGCGUUGCGCAUUAGAUCCCCUAAAAUGAGCCAAGUAUUGGUCAACAGACUCAACACGGAUAAUCAUUAGUAUCUACUCUCUACUGUGAAUUAUAGUUUUUGUGUUUGUUUGAAUUUGGAUUUUGCUAUGUUUUCUCAGCUGUAUGCUUUCUAGUGAACACGAAUGAUGUAUCAAGGGCACCUUGUUUUAA
Messenger RNA from Lycium barbarum (goji berry), 920 nucleotides. RefSeq names its product protein FATTY ACID EXPORT 2, chloroplastic-like. Gene Ontology annotation, cellular component: membrane. The coding region runs from base 1 to 744 and encodes 247 amino acids. The record is from RefSeq and is a predicted model, not a curated record. The transcript has a single exon. NCBI's taxonomy places the organism in Eukaryota, Viridiplantae, Streptophyta, Magnoliopsida, Solanales, Solanaceae.